Molecule: messenger RNA, 1281 nt
Organism: Prosopis cineraria
Lineage: Eukaryota; Viridiplantae; Streptophyta; Magnoliopsida; Fabales; Fabaceae
Product: disease resistance protein RPS5-like
Exons: 1
Coding region: 1-1281 (426 amino acids)
Molecular function (GO): protein binding
Source: RefSeq, a predicted model, not a curated record
AUGGCAAAAUCUGAUAUAGAUUUGAUAGAAAUACCAAAGGAUGAUGAAUGGCAUGAAAAUCUGCACAAAGUUUUUUUAAGAGGAAACAAAAUACAGAAAAUUGUAGAUGGAACAUCUCCUAAGUGUUCUAAACUCUCCACAUUACUUCUAGAUCGUAAUUAUCAUCUUAAAUGGAUUGCAGAUGAUUUUUUCAACAAUAUGCCUUCUCUUAAAGUAUUGGAUUUGUCUGAGAGUGGCAUCGAGCGUUUACUAGAAUCUGUCUCUAACUUGGAAUGCCUUAGCACAUUAUUAAUUUCAGGCUGCUCCAAAUUGAGUUAUGUGCCUUCAUUGAUAAAAUUGCAGCGGUUAAUAUCAUUGGACCUUUCAUAUACCCUUAUUACUGAAGCACCUUGUGGCUUGGAAUUGUUGGUCAAUCAUAGACGUCUGAAUUUUGAUAGUAAAUUUUAUUUGGAAAUGUCAGCAUCAGGGAUACCCAAAAUGACCAAUUUGCAGUCUCUUGUAUUGAACCGUAUCCCAAAAUUAGUGGAUGUGAGGGCAAAAGAUCUACAAGGUUUGAGAAAGUUGGAAGUUAUUUCAGCUAACUUUAGUGACACUGAAGAUUUUAAUGCCUGUGUUAUGAGUUUCCAGGACAAAGAUCGCACUCUCAAAAAUUAUUAUCUAAGUUCAGUUAUGUUAUUGAAUGAUUAUGUUGAUGAAUUUUUUCCAUGGGAUGCCUAUUCUUUAAAAAGGGUUAUUUUUUGUGGUAUUGAUAUGGGAAACAUAGCAAUGCUUCCAGGAGACAUCAAUGAGUUGAUUAUAACUGUGUAUCACUAUUUGGAAGACUUAAACCCAAUAGCCGGGCCAUUUGCUCCAUCCUUUCAUAAAUGCACCCCAUUUUCUCACCUCAUAAAGCUCAUUAUUCAUGAAAGCGGCAGGAUGAGGAUUCUGAUGACGUGGGAAUUAUUAUCAAUGCUCCAAAACCUAGAGGACAUUUUUGUUAAAUAUUGUAAGUCGAUGGAAGAAAUAGUUGGAGAGGAUUGUAGCAGUGACAUUAUUCCCCCUACCAUUAUCACCCUCCCCAAACUGAGAUUUGUGGACUUGUAUGAGCUACCAAAAUUAAAUUCUGUAUUCAGAGGAACCAUGUUCUAUCCUUCUCUAGAAUCUUUUCAUGCCAUCUAUUGUAAGAAACCAAGCCACCCUUUGAUAGAGAUCAAAGAAGGAGAAGAGCUUUCGAUGAAGAAGACCAAGACGGGAUACUGUUGGAGUAGUGAUGAUCAGGUGCAUAUCUCCUCCAAAAGUUGA